AUGUCUCAGGAUUAUUUUGGAUUCUCCUUCAUAAGGAGCAAUGCAAGAAAUGGCACAAAUACCGUGGCUCUGAACAACCCGGCAGAUAUCGCCGUUAUUGUAAUCUACUUUUUGGUUGUCUUGGCUGUCGGAGUAUGGGCUAUGGUCCGCACCAACCGAUCCACUGUCGGUGGCUUCUUCCUGGCGGGGAGGAGUAUGGUGUGGUGGCCAAUCGGCGCGUCAUUGUUUGCCAGCAACAUUGGCAGCGGCCACUUUGUGGGUCUGGCCGGGACUGCUGCAGCUGCAGGAAUUGCUAUUGGUGGAUUUGAAUGGAAUGCUCUUAUAGUGGUCGUCAUUCUGGGAUGGCUCUUUGUGCCUAUUUAUAUCAAAGCUGGGGUGGUCACUAUGCCUGAGUACCUGAAGAAGAGGUUUGGAGGACAGCGUAUUCGCAUCUAUCUCUCUGUGCUGUCUCUCUUCCUGUAUGUUUUCACCAAGAUCUCAGCAGACAUGUUCUCUGGCGCCAUUUUUAUCAACCAGGCUCUCGGCUUGAACAUCUACGUUGCUGUUGUCAUACUGCUAUUGAUUACUGCGCUGUACACUGUCACAGGUGGACUGGCUGCAGUGAUCUACACAGACACGUUACAGACCAUCAUCAUGAUUGUUGGAUCAUUCAUCCUUAUGGGCUUUGCUUUCCACGAGGUGGGAGGUUAUGAAAGUUUCCAGCAGCGCUACAUGGAAGCCAUCCCCUCUUUGACAACUAACAUCAAUGCAAGCUGCUAUGAACCUCGGAGCGACUCUUUCCAUCUUUUUAGGGACGCCAUUACAGGGGACCUGCCAUGGCCUGGCCUUGUGUUUGGACUCACCAUUCAGGCCACCUGGUACUGGUGCUCUGAUCAGGUGAUUGUCCAGCGUUGCCUCUCAGCCAAGAAUUUAUCUCAUGUUAAGGCAGGCUGCAUCUUGUGUGGGUACCUGAAGCUGCUGCCCAUGUUCCUCAUGGUUUUCCCAGGGAUGAUCAGUAGGAUCCUCUAUCCCAAUGAGGUGGCUUGUGUGGUGCCAGAGGAAUGUGAAACAAUCUGCGGUGCCAGUGUGGGCUGCACCAACAUUGCUUAUCCCAAACUGGUGGUGGACCUCAUGCCCAAUGGUCUGCGAGGUCUCAUGCUGUCAGUGAUGCUGGCCUCUCUGAUGAGUUCACUCACGUCCAUCUUCAACAGCGCCAGUACUCUCUUCACAAUGGACAUCUACACUAAGAUUCGCCGCACAGCCAGUGAAAGGGAACUCAUGAUUGCUGGCAGACUGUUUAUCUUGGCCUUGAUUGGUGUGAGCAUAGCAUGGAUCCCUGUGGUGCAGUCUGCCCAGAGCGGUCAGCUCUUUGACUACAUCCAGUCCAUCACCAGCUACCUCACACCACCUGUUGCAGCUGUCUUCAUGCUUGCCAUCUUCUGCAAACGUGUAAAUGAGCCUGGUGCAUUUUACGGCCUCAUGAUUGGCCUUCUUAUCGGCCUGUCCAGGAUGAUAGCAGAGUUUGCUUACGGGACAGGCAGCUGUGUUAACCCCAGUAGCUGUCCCACCAUCAUAUGUGGAGUCCACUACCUCUACUUCUCCAUCAUCCUUUUUGUUGUCUCAUGUGUCCUCAUCCUGGGAAUCUCUCUUAUGACAAAACCCAUCGACGACAAGCAUUUAUAUCGCCUGUGCUGGAGCCUGAGGAACCGUACGGAGGAGAGGGUGGAUCUUGAACAGGAUGAUUGGGUUGAGGACACAAAGUCAGAAGAUAUGGACAUAGCGGAGCCCGAUGAGGAGCCAGGCUUGUGUAAGAAAGCGGUGAUGGGCUUCUGCGGCCUGGAGCAGAAAAAAGCCCCAAAGCUGAGCAAAGAGGAGCAGGCAGAGCUGCAGAAGAAGCUCACAGACACCACAGAAGUGCCACUAUGGAGAAACAUUGUCAACGCCAACGCCCUGAUCCUCCUGUGUGUGGCCGUUUUCUUCCAUGGUUUUUACGGUUAAAGGAACUGACCCCGGUUGCUCUCAGAAUUCAUAUUUAAGUGACAAGAUUUUAUUUUAAUGUAAUUUAUGACCUCAAUUGAACUAUUGCCUACAACCCUCUUUACAAUAGAUAAGGAUACCUCUCUUUCGUGUAUCAUUAUUACUGUAUGUAUGUCAUGUAUGGCUACUGAGCUCCUCCAGGACAGAAAAUAUAUUUUUAUAAAGUAUGUGCCUGUCUAAAACUCUUAAAAAUACUUCAAUACUGUAUACAUGUCUGAUGUAAAAUUUCCUAUCGCACAUAAUCUCUCUUUUUGGUUAACGCUGCAGCUGAAGUAAACCAGUAAACUAUAAUGUAAUAUAUUAACACAUGCUACACUUUAAAACAUGUCAGUGUGUUACAUAAAUAUUCACACAUCUAUUGUCCUGCAGGCACAGUUGGGUUUUCCAGUGUUAACUAUAUGAGGUUUGUUAUUUGUCUUUACUGUUGCUGUUUGGGAUUGUAGGCAUAAUGAGAGAUGUCAGGAGUGUCUUUGUAAAUCAGAACAGUUCAUGUAUGAAGCUGCAGGCUAAUCUUCACCUGAAAGGAGUGCACUCAUGCUGCUCAUAGUCAACACGUUCUUAUCCCAACUCCUUAAAUGCUAUCACUUUGUCAGUUAGACCUACAUGCCUAGAUGUAAUGUGCAAGGUACCCUCCUAUGUAUGUUGUUGACCUUUGGGGAUGGCUUGUCAAUUUACGAUUGUCACAUGCAUCGUGUCUUUUCAAAAUACACUUCAGUAACACAG
Messenger RNA from Plectropomus leopardus (leopard coralgrouper), 2739 nucleotides. RefSeq names its product solute carrier family 5 member 1 (gene slc5a1). Gene Ontology annotation, biological process: sodium ion transport; transmembrane transport. The record is from RefSeq and is a predicted model, not a curated record. Gene Ontology annotation, molecular function: D-glucose:sodium symporter activity. NCBI's taxonomy places the organism in Eukaryota, Metazoa, Chordata, Actinopteri, Perciformes, Serranidae. Gene Ontology annotation, cellular component: plasma membrane.